AUGGGUUUUUGCUCUGAUAGCGAAGAUAUUAAUUCAGUAUGUCAUACUGCCCUACAUGGACCUAUAGAACGGAAUAUCAUUAAUUUACAUUAUAUUGGACGCCUUGAGAUUGGUACUGAAACUAUAAUAGAUAAAAGCAAAAGUGUAAAGACCUUUCUUAUGACGUUAUUUGCUAAAGAAGGGGCUACUGAUGUAGAAGGGAUUGGUUCUACCAAUGCUUGCUAUGGAGGUACAGCAGCUCUUUUCAAUGCAAUGAACUGGGUUGAGUCAUCCUCUUGGGAUGGUAGAAAAGCAAUUGUGAUAGCAGGUGAUAUAGCAGUGUAUGGAAAAGGACCUGCUAGACCAACAGGAAGUGCUGGAGCUGUUGCAAUGUUAAUAGGACCAGAUGCACCAUUGGUUUUUGAUUGUGGUGUUCGUAACAUAUUUCAAUCGAGAUGUAGAGAAAGCAUUUAUGACAUACAAUCAAAGUUUAUUUGA
This is a messenger RNA of Parnassius mnemosyne (clouded apollo), 477 nucleotides long. NCBI's taxonomy places the organism in Eukaryota, Metazoa, Arthropoda, Insecta, Lepidoptera, Papilionidae. The record is from the annotation of a GenBank genome assembly.